Molecule: messenger RNA, 1028 nt
Organism: Impatiens glandulifera
Lineage: Eukaryota; Viridiplantae; Streptophyta; Magnoliopsida; Ericales; Balsaminaceae
Product: tetraspanin-3-like
Exons: 2
Coding region: 52-909 (285 amino acids)
Biological process (GO): auxin-activated signaling pathway
Cellular component (GO): plasmodesma; plasma membrane
Source: RefSeq, a predicted model, not a curated record
UCAGGACACUAGGUAGUCGGUACAUACAAUUAGUAAGAGAGAGAGAGAGAAAUGAGGGCUAGCAACCACCUAAUCGGAUUCCUAAAUUUCUCCACUUUUCUACUCUCCAUCCCAAUCCUGGCCGGCGGCAUAUGGCUAAGCAAUCGAGCAAACACAAGUGACUGUCUCAAGUUCCUUCAAUGGCCAAUCAUCAUCAUCGGCGUCUCCAUCAUGGUCGUAUCCCUAGCCGGAUUCGCCGGCGCCUGUUAUCGAAACACCUUGCUUAUGUACCUCUACCUCUGGUCUAUGUUCCUCAUCAUCGUCGCCCUACUCGGAUUCAUAAUAUUCGCCUACGCUGUUACCGAUAAAGGAUCGGGUCGGGCUGUAUUGAACAGGUCUUAUUUGGAGUACCAUUUGGAAGAUUAUUCCGGAUGGCUUUCCGAUCGGGUUGUGGAUCCAGGUUAUUGGGUUAGUAUUCGAUCUUGUAUUAGAGGAUCCAGAAUUUGUGCUCGGAUGGGUCGUCAGAUCUACGGUGUACCCGAAUCUCCUGACCUCUUUUAUCAGAGAAAUCUUAACCCGAUUCAGUCUGGAUGUUGUAAACCUCCAACGGAUUGCGGUUUUACAUAUGUGAACGAGACGGUGUGGAGCCCUGGAGGCGGGCUAGUGGGAACCGACGGAGAUUGCAACAUUUGGAGCAACGAGCAGAGGCAGUUGUGUUACAACUGUAACUCCUGCAAAGCCGGGAUCUUGGCCAGCUUAAAAACAAGCUGGAGAAAGGCAUCUAUAAUUAACAUCGUGGCUCUCAUCAUCCUUGUUAUCCUCUAUGUGUUUGCUUGUGCUGCUUUUCGCCAUAACCGUCGAAUGGACAACGAUGAGCCAUCGGGGGAAACUCGCAUGGAGAAGGCUCGUCCAAGUAGGAUCCAUUUCUGAUCUUUUCUUGGUUUGGUUUUGUUUGGUUUGCCCCAUUUCUUAGUUUCUGUAAAUUAAACAAGAUGCACAUUUUCUUUUUUUGUUUAAGGUUUUUUGUUAUGGAUUGGAGUUUCAUUAUU